This is a messenger RNA of Neoarius graeffei (lesser salmon catfish), 1842 nucleotides long. RefSeq names its product SUZ RNA binding domain containing 1 (gene szrd1). NCBI's taxonomy places the organism in Eukaryota, Metazoa, Chordata, Actinopteri, Siluriformes, Ariidae. The transcript has 4 exons. The record is from RefSeq and is a predicted model, not a curated record. The coding region runs from base 115 to 588 and encodes 157 amino acids.
CCACACUCACUAAAGCGGAUACUCCGGCUGUAGAAAAAGAAAACUGUGCUUUCGCACGUCGAUGAGUAAAGGGAACCCCCUGAAGCUAGUAACUAGCUAGCAAAGUGUGGGAAGAUGGAAGAUGAGGAGAUCGCUGAAAGCUGGGAAGAAGCUGCCGACAGUGGGGAAAUGGAGAGACGGUUGGAGGAGAAACUCCGCAUCAGUCAAAAAGAGAGACUCUCAAGGGGGAAUUCGGGUCGCUCACCAAUAAAGGCCAUCGUGAUCCAAGACGACUCCCUUCCAUCUGCACCACCUCCACAAAUCCGCAUUUUAAAACGACCCACCAGCAACGGAUCCUUGGGGCCGUCUGUAACACAGAGCCGACCCUCCCCACAAGUGAAGUCUUUAGCUCAGAGGGAGGCGGAAUACGCCGAAGCCAGGAAACGGAUCCUCGGCAGUGCUGAUGACACACCUCAGGAGAGACCCACAUCAGAGAGGUCACCACGUUCAGGAAACCAUAUACCUUCAGAGGACACAAGGUCAAACAACCACGUAGUUCGGCAGCCAGCAGGUCCAGAUGGUACACAAGGCUUUCGCCAGCGCAGAUAGGAAUAAUAAAGGCCUGGGAGAAAAGGAGCUCUCUUGGUCCAUCUCCCAACAAACGGUUCAAAUUCAGAUAAUUUUUAAAACAAUAUUUAGGAUGUGGGAUGUUUAUGAAAUGAGGAGAGAACCUCUCAUCCUCACCCAUCAGGGCUCAGGAGCCAGUGUGGAAUGUAAAAGGGGAGGAAAUAACGUGGAAGAGCAAAUUUACACUGUGAUGAGGACUUCUUCCAGACACUGCUCACUGUGAUUCCUCUUCCCACCCCCCACCCCCCAAAAAAAAUCAGCUUCCCUCAACACCUUAACUUACUGUGACUGGUGACCCAUCUGCCAACAGACAGCAUUCAACCUUGAAGUGCUCUGGAAAUCAGUCAUGACCUCUGAGGAAGACGGUUGGAACAGAGUGAUGCCAUAUGAUGAUGUGCUGGAAGUGUUGUAAGAUGUUGCACAGGUCAUCAGCUCUCAGCAAUAAUAUUAAGGAUAUUUCUCUAUCAAUUUUCAUACUUUUCUUUUCCAGACUGCUCUUCCCAAGCUUUUGUAUUAGGUAUUUUUGGUUCAUUUUGUUUUAACUUGGUCAGCCAAUUGCCAUACGUUUUUAAUGGGGAAGGGAAUGGUGAGGGUUCGAUGGAAAUGAGUCAAGUUUUGUUUACAAUUAUUUUAUUAUAUUAUAAAAAAUAAUCCUGGGUCUUCCUAUGACAGUCCUGGUUUCUACAUAAAGAAAAAAUUAGAGUAAAAAUAAUUUUCUGCCUUUUAUAUUAGUUGGGAAGGUAGGAAUAUUUAAUAUCAAUUACAAAUUAUGUGUAAACUGCUUUUGGUUCUGGGGAAAAUGAAAAGGAGAGGAGCAAAGGGGAAAGAAUUACUGUUUUCUUGUGCUUCUUUUUUUCUUUAUCUGCUGAAGUAGGAACUCAGGUCAUAGACUGAAUUAAAUAUCUUAGUUUUGUAGCGGUGCAUGUGGAUCACCUGCCACAAGGUCACCUCAAACUGGAGUCCUAGAAGAAAUUAUUUAACUUUUUUUUUGUUAGUGCUGUAUUUCAAACAGCAAGCACUAGACUACCACACUGCAUCUCUCUCUCUCUGCCUCUAAAUUUCUUAGUCACAAACACAAUCCUUCGUUGGGAAAAAGUAUACAGGAAUAUCCUUUAACUUUUCAAAUGUCCAUCUGUUAUACUGUAUCAAACCAAACAGUUUGAGUUGUGUGUGAACAUGGCUACUUGCUUGUAAAUACUUUACAAAAAUGACCAUUUAAUAAACUUUUUAAAGUAA